AUGACGAUCAACAAACUUCUCACCCUAGUCCGCCGUUCAAAUCGGCGGACUCCCAUCCUCUCCUCCAUCCGAUCCGUCUCCCUCUCCACCUCCGCCGCCGCACCUGUCACCCGCUCUCCACCCUCCCCUCCUCCCUCACCUCCACCCCCCAACGUAAUGGUCUACGAUAGGUUAGCCGAAUCGGUCAAAGCCAAACUCAAACGAUUAGAAAAUCCAGAUCCGCGUUUCCUCAAAUACGGUUCACCCAAACCUGAAAUCCGCGACCAUACGCAAAUCCUCUCCGCUCCGGAAACACGCGUGACGACUCUCCCUAAUGGACUCCGUGUCGCCACGGAAUCUAAUCUUAGUGGAAGAACAGCGACGGUUGGUGUUUGGAUCGAUGCGGGAUCUAGAUUCGAGACGGAGGAGACUAACGGAACGGCUCAUUUUUUGGAGCAUAUGAUUUUCAAGGGGACGGAGAGACGGAACGCGAGGGAACUAGAAGAGGAGAUCGAGAAUAUGGGCGGGCAUCUUAAUGCGUAUACCUCGAGGGAGCAGACCACUUAUUAUGCUAAGGUUUCACAAAAUGAUGUUCCUGUUGCGCUUGAUAUUCUGGCUGAUAUUCUUCAGAAUUCAAAAUUUGAUGAGAAUCGGAUUAGUCGAGAGCGUGAUGUUAUUCUUAGGGAAAUGGAAGAGGUUGAGGGUCAAACAGAAGAAGUGAUCUUUGAUCACUUACACGCAACUGCUUUCCAGUAUACGCCCCUUGGCAGAACCAUUUUGGGACCUGCUCAGAACAUUAAGACAAUCACCAAAGCUCAUCUGCAGGACUACAUUCAGACACAUUACACUGCUCCUAGGAUGGUGAUAGCUGCCUCUGGAGCUGUAAAACACGAAGAUUUUGUUGAGCAAGUGAAAAAAUUAUUUACUAAGUUGUCAACAAAUCCCACCACAGCAUCUCAGUUGGUAGAAAAAGAGCCAGCAGUUUUUACUGGUUCUGAGGUCCGUAUGCUUGAUGAUGAUAUUCCACUUGCACAAUUUGCUGUAGCUUUUGAAGGCGCAUCUUGGAAAGAUCCAGAUUCAAUUGCUUUGAUGGUCAUGCAAGCAAUGUUGGGUUCUUGGAACAAGUCAGCCGGAGGUGGAAAACACAUGGGUUCAGAGCUAGCACAACGAAUUGGCAUUAAUGAAAUUGCAGAAAGCACAAUGGCUUUUAACACCAAUUACAAGGACACAGGUCUUUUUGGUGUUUAUGCUGUUGCUAAGCCGGAUUGCCUGGAUGAUUUGGCCUAUGCAAUAAUGUACAAUACAACCAAGUUGGCUUAUCAGGUUUCAGAGGAUGAUGUUACACGUGCUCGUAAUCAGUUAAAAUCUUCGCUUCUGCUUCACAUUGAUGGAACAAGCCCUGUAGCUGAAGAUAUUGGUCGCCAGCUACUCACAUAUGGUCGAAGAAUCCCAUUUGCUGAAUUGUUUGCCAGAAUUGACGCCGUUGAUGCCAGUACUAUUAAACGUGUUGCAAACCGAUUUAUUUAUGACAAGGAUGUUGCUAUUGCUGCCAUGGGACCUAUUCAGCGAUUACCUGAUUACAACUGGUUCAGACGCAGAACCUACUGGAACCGAUAUUAG
Molecule: messenger RNA, 1599 nt
Organism: Lathyrus sativus (Indian pea)
Lineage: Eukaryota; Viridiplantae; Streptophyta; Magnoliopsida; Fabales; Fabaceae
Source: the annotation of a GenBank genome assembly